AGUUAAACCUUUAGCCCAGUUGGUGUAGAAACAGCCCGGAGGAUUUCUACCGCCUGCCAUGACUUCUUGAAACACUACCUGGGGAGAAAAGUAGAGAGAAAAACGCUCUUCUCUUUUAUUCGCAUUUAAGGGUAAAAAAAACUGUCCGAUGUGACGGGACAAGGAGCAGAGCCGGGGCUGGUUGUAUAUAUGCGCAGCCUGUUGUUGGGACUACUUUACUUUCACGUUUUCUAAUCGAAGAGGCUACUCGGGUACAUGGAUGAGUGAAGAGGAGCUGAGAAGCUCCCCUGCUGCUUUUAGAGAGUGAGGAGGAUUAGGCUGGAGCUCAGUGGAGGCACGACGGCACUCUCACACGGCAACCAGAGCUGGAGCCAUGAGCAGGGCGCUUACGGAGCACAUCAGCAGUAGCUUCCGAGAAGAUGCUCCUCGUCCUCCGGUACCGGGGGAGGAGGGAGAGGCGUCAUGCUACAACCCCAGCAGAUCUGCCAAAAUGAGAGCCCAGAGCAAGGUUAAAGAUAUCCCCGCCGCCUCCGCGCCUCCCGGCUCCACACCGCGGAGGAACGAGGAUGGACUCGGGGAGCCAGAGGGCAGCGCGUCCCCGGACUCGCCUCUAGUCCGGUGGACAAAGUCGCUGCAUUUUCUCCUGGGCGACCAAGACGGCGCUCACCUCUUUAAGACCUUUUUGGAGCGGGAGAAUUGCGUGGACACUUUGGACUUUUGGUUCGCCUGCAACGGCUUCAGGCAAAUGGACUUAAAGGAUACCAAAACGCUGCGAGUUGCCAAAGUUAUUUUCAAGCGGUACAUCGAGAACAACAGCAUUGUCGCCAAGCAACUGAAACCGGCCACCAAGGCCUUCAUAAGGGAUAGUAUUAAGAAACAACAAAUAGACUCGUCCAUGUUUGACCAAGCACAGACGGAAAUUCAGUCCAACAUGGAAGAGAAUGCAUACCAGAUGUUUUUGACCUCUGACAUAUACCUCGAAUACGUGCGCACCGGCUGCGAGAACGCGGCAUACAUGAACCACGGCGGUCUUGGCAGUCUCAAGCUGAUGUGCGGAUACCUUCCUCCUCUCAUGGAAGAAGAGGAAUGGAGUUGUAACGACCUGAAGGCAAAAACGUUAGGGUCUGUGGUCGGACUGUCUGCCAAAAACCUGAGGGCUACUGCUACCAUCCGGACAGCAGCUGAAGUGCUGGAAAACAGUUGCAGGUCCCACCGUAGAGGAGACCCUGCCAGCCCAUACUUUGUGAACUCUGGCUACAUUUUUGCCCCUGCCACCAGUGCCAACGACAGCGAGAUCUCCAGCGAUGCCACAACAGAUGAUUCCAUGUCGAUGACAGACAGCAGUGUAGAUGGAAUCCCUCCUUACAAGCUGGGUACCAAGAAGCAACUUCAGCGAGAGAUGCACCGCAGCGUCAAGAUCAAUGGCCAGGUUACGCUACCCCACUUUCCAAGGACACACCGGCUGCCUAAAGAGAUGACCCCCGUUGAGCCCUCGGCCUUCGCUGCCCAACUCAUCGCCCGGCUGGAGAAGCUAAAGCGAGAGCAGGAGACUAUGAGCUCACUGGAGGAGAGGCUGCAGCAGAUCCAGGAGGAGGAGGAAAGGGAGGAGGGCAAUGACCUUAUCAGCAGCACCUCCCUCCAACACCCCCUGCUCCCAUCUGCGAGCCAAUGUGAGGAAGAUCCUCAAGCUAUCCUAGACGAGCACCUUUCACGUGUCCUCAAGACACCUGGCUGCCAGUCACCAGGAGUGGUUCGCCACUCACCGCGCUCAAGCUCGCCAGACCGGAUGGGUGCUGUGGUGUCAUCUGGCCACGGGCCCUUCUUUGGUGCUUAUCCUGGGGCUUCUAAGGUGCUGAUGACAGGCAGGCAGUCUACAAAGCACAUCCACCACCACUACAUUCACCAUCACCACGCUGGGCCAAAGACCAAGGAGCAAAUCGAGGCCGAGGCGGCUCAGCGUGUGCAGUGCCUCUGCCCUCAAGGGGGCGCCAAUUACUCCGACUUCACACCUUCUCGCUGCAGCACUUUGUCCAAACGGCCAGUGAAGGCCUCCGAUGAGGGCGUGUCUUCACCACGCCUUCCUCUAGUUGCCACCGACCGCUCUCAGAAUGUUUGGCAGUGGAUCCUAGAGAGUGAGAGGCAGGGAAAGCACAAGCCACACAGCACUCAAGGCCUGAAGAAGUCCAACCCGCUCGACUCCAAGACCCUGCCUGGUCGAACCUCCUCAUCUUGGGGUGGUGGUGGCAUUGGCAACGGGGCUCACCUCCGUGGCCAUCACCCAGGCCACCCUUUUAUUCAGGACCCAGCAAUGCCACCCCUACCCCCUCCCAACACCCUGGCACAGCUAGAAGAAGCCUGUCGCAGACUAGAAGAGGUUUCCAAGCCACCAAAACAAAGACAUUCAACUGGAGCCAGCAACCUUCAAAGAGACAGGAACCACCCGGCAGCUGUCUUCCCCACGGGAAGCAACUCUUUAGCCAGCCCUGGAGUCCAAGCAGACGAGUCUAAGGAGCUGGUGGUCACCUACUUUUUCUGUGGCGAGGAAAUUCCUUAUCGCAGCAUGAUGAAGACCCACUGCCUCACCCUGGGCCACUUCAAGGAACAGCUUAGCAAGAAAGGCAACUACCGGUACUACUUCAAGAAGGCGAGUGAUGAGUUUGAGUGCGGUGCAGUGUUCGAGGAGGUGUGGGAGGAUGCCACUGUGUUGCCCAUGUAUGAGGGCAAGGUCCUGGGCAAGGUGGAGAGGAUGGACUAAAGGCCACUUUGUGCCAACCAACUAAUGCCCUUCCCCCCGCCCAACCAAAAGCUAAAUCACUUGAGCAAGAGACUGUAAUUUACAAGAACACUCUGGACUCCUUUUUUUUGGUUUCUUUGUUUGUUUCUUUUUCUUAAUAUUAAGCUAAACAGAGUUAAUAUAUCCAGCACAAGAGGAGCGAUUGAAGGAAGACGAGCCAAUGAAGUAUGCCGAACACAGAGGAGGCGCUGCCCCUCCCCGACUUUCUCAGCCAAUCAGCCUUAGAAACACAAGGGAAUGACAGACCAAUCCGAGGAUGACGAUGAUGACCGGAGGCCAGUGGCGGGCGCGAGACCCCGCCUCUUCUUGAAUAUAACCACUGAAGAUGUAGAUGACUGUUGUCUUGUGAUGUGUGACAGACUGAUGGACUUGCAGGAGGUGAAUACGCAGCGCCACCGACCUGCUCUUAACAUUACACUCCAACAUCGUUACAAAAACGUCCAUACGUGUGCAUAUACAUACAUGCAUAUAUGUAUAUAUACAUGUAUUAUAUAUAUAGAUGCUUUUUGUCAUGAGUUGAAAGUUUUUAUUAAGUAUUUAUUGAAAAUGACCUUCCCCCUGUUGUCCCCUCCCCCGAGUCUUCUUAAACCUGUGUUCCUCGCCCUCCCUUUUUUACAGCCAAUGGGUAAGCUGCUUUGAAUGUUGGGAGAAUACUGUGGUGAUAUAGUUUAGUGUUUUAAGUUACACAGAGGACGUGACGCUAGCCUAGCACUUCCUAUAGCCUUGUAGCCACGUCUGACCCAAACUUAGCGGUGGUCUUGUCCGAGGCGCACUCCCUCCACUCUUCUAAUGGUCAAUCCCAGUCUUAUAUGCUGCUGAUAGUUUAUAAUAAGCAAGUUUUUCACACUAGCAUUUCCUCUCCCUCGUCCUCUCGGCCUCCCUCCCUCCCCCUCCUUUUCGCUUUGUCUCGAGCGACAAAGUUCAAUCUUUUUUGUUGUGCCUUUGUUUGUAAACCAGGCAUUGCACAGGGAUGGGGGGUAGAAACCGUUGUAGAUUACACACAGAGACGAGACCCGGAGCACAAGUUGCACCACCUAAUAAUGGCAGUGUUUACAGCCCCCACACCAAAAUAACUUGUGCUAACGAGAACCAGUUUGGGUCACCGAGAACGACUUCUUUGAGGAGUUCAGCUAGCGUGUCAAAAAACACAAAAAAAAGACAAAAAAGUGAACGUUGAAGAAUUAUGGCUCCAAUAUCUUUUGAAUGUUGUUACAAUAACACCGUAUAUAGCAGAGCUCCUGUAUACAUUGUAAUUAUGCAUUCUGAAGUAUGGAUACCGACACAUGUGAUGCACGCAUACACAAACACAACACGUACAAACACACGAUCGCUGGUGUUUUAUGAGUACAGCACCUGUGCCUACAUGGAUGCCAUACCAUGUGCUACCCUGUUUCAGGGUUUUAAUAUAUAUCCCUUGGUUUUCAGAAGGGUUUUAUGUUGAAAAGAUAUUUUUAUGCUUUUAAUAUCCUGUAAUCAUGUUUUUGUGUUUUGUUUUUACACCACAGCCUUUUUUUUGUUUUGGUUCAUUCUAUCUAAACUGUAAAUUAUACAUUAUAUAAAGAGUUUCAUUUAAAGAUUUACAUGGACCUAUAAUUAUUGUAAUUAUUGAGAG
Pelmatolapia mariae (spotted tilapia) is the source of this 4406-nucleotide messenger RNA. RefSeq names its product axin-2-like. The transcript is spliced from 11 exons. The record is from RefSeq and is a predicted model, not a curated record. Gene Ontology annotation, cellular component: beta-catenin destruction complex; plasma membrane; nucleus. Gene Ontology annotation, molecular function: beta-catenin binding; molecular adaptor activity; protein kinase binding. Gene Ontology annotation, biological process: positive regulation of protein kinase activity; positive regulation of proteasomal ubiquitin-dependent protein catabolic process; regulation of centromeric sister chromatid cohesion. The coding region runs from base 374 to 2755 and encodes 793 amino acids. Lineage: Eukaryota; Metazoa; Chordata; Actinopteri; Cichliformes; Cichlidae.